AUUUACACCUGUAGAAAGAAGAAACUUUCACUUGAAGGUAUUUGUGACUCACACCUGUCGGUUUACCUGCUCAUGUACCUGGCACACGUACGCUUUCUCUUUCUCUUUCUAGUCCGAACGUUUUCCACGGAAACUAAAAUGACUUCUUGGACUUUUUAUUCCUACACGGACGGAGCUCUGUCCUCACGCCAGUAGCGACAGUGAGUUUAAAACCACGGCUUUGAAUCCAAGACAUUCCUGCGUCUCUGACAUGGCUCUGCGUUACUUCCUGGCCUGUGUGGUCGUUCUCUCCUGUCUCGUUUCUGCACAGCCUCCGAUGUACGGUCUCCUGGGGCAGGAGGUCCACCUGAAGCCAGUCUUCACCGGACACCCUGACGAUAUCCUGUGGAAACACGAUGGCAACAAAGUGGUGGAGUUUAAUGGGAAGGAGGAACAUGUGUACAGCCGUUAUCAUAGCAGGGUCACCCUUGACUGGGUCUCUGCAGAACUCGACAUCAAAGACCUCAGACACGAAGACAGCGGAGAGUAUGAACUGGAAAUAUACGUGAACGAAGGGAUUUAUCGUAUGGCUUAUAAUUUGGAGGUCAUAGAUAAGGUCACCAAACCCAGCGUCUCCUGUGACCUGAACAGCAGCAGCUCUGACACAAGUGGAACCUGGGCGACCCUGACAUGCUUUGCAGAGCCCACACAGCCCCUGUCCUCCUUGAAGUAUGAGUGGGAGUCAAGUGGACAUGUGAUCCCCGGCCCUCAAUUAACGAUAUUGCUGGAGGAUGAACCGGACGAUCAAAUAUACACUUGCAGGGUGAGAAACCCUCUGACUUUUGAAACGACGACAUUCGCUGCAACGUCUUGCUCCCCAGAUACAAGUUCAUCUGUAGCUCUGGCUGUCAGUCUAACCCUCAUCUUCAUCAUCAUCUUUAUCGUACUACUAUCGGGUGUUGUGUUCUGCAAACUAAAGAAUAAAGCAUGUUUUGCAAAAAGCAACAGAGGUGAUGUGGAGAAUAGGCGUUCAGCAACAGAAGAGACAGAUCACGGUGAUGAAAAAACACAAUUUUUGCACAGAGCGCCCACGCUCCCCUCUCAGCAGCGACUCAGACCUUGGGGUCAAGCUCAUAGUGACGCAGGGAACGGUCUCCCUGCCGACAAUCCCAGAGAACACGCGGCUGCAGAUUUGGACAGAGGAGAAGAAUCAAAUAAGGAGGAAAAUGAAAUUGAAUACACACCAGAGAAAACAUUUGGUGUAAAACUCAAACCAACACCUUUGAAACGUGCCCUUCCAUAUCCAGACCACCAGGUAGAAAGCAAGCGCAGUCAUGAGUCAGAGAGUGAGCGGCAGUCAGACAGCAGGGCAGCAGAGGAAGAGGACCGUCCGCCCACCUCUCCUGAGCAGAACAUGCCAGACACUGCUCCAGGUGAACAUCACUCCAAGUUGUCAGAGGGAGAAACACAAGCGAAGGAAGACGACCAGACAGAAAUGAACAAAACUGUUUCUGGAGAUGAACGUCAAUCAGAUGGAGAAGAAACAGCAAAGAACCUAUAUUCAGACACCUCUCAGAGCCCCACACCAAAAAUGACAGACAAUACUCAAACCAAUACGUUUGAAAAGUCUCAAAACGCAAAAAUUCUAGAUCCAGACCCCAAAGUAGAAGGCGAGAGCAAGCAUGAGUCAGAUUAUGAGGGGCGGUUAGACAGCAGUGCAGCAGAGGAAGAGGAAAGUGAGGGUAAAACUGAGGAGGACCGUCCGCCCACCUCUCCUGAGCAGAACAUGCCUAAGACGGCUUCAGAUGAACAUCACCCAAAGUCGUCAGAGGGAGAAACACAAGCGAAGGAAGACGACCAGCCAGAAAUGGACAAAACUGUUUCUGGAGAUAAACGUGGAUCAGAUGGAGAAGAAACAGCAAAGAACCUAUAUUCAGACACCUCUCAGAGCCCCACACCAACAAAUACAGACAAAACUCAAACCAAUACGUUUGAAAAGUCUCCAAACGCGAAUAUACCAGAUCCAGACCCCAAACUAGAAGGCGAGAGCAAGCAUGAGUCAGAGUGUGAGGGGCGGAUAGACAGCAGUGAAGCCGAGGAAGAGGAUGACGAGGGCAAAACUGAGGAGGACCGUCCGCCCACCUCUCCUGAGCAGAACAUGCCAAACACGGCUUCAGGUGAACAUCAAUCAAAGUUGUCAGAGGGAGAAACACAAGCGAAGGAAGACGACCAGCCAGAAAUGAACAUAACUGUUUCUCGAGAUAAACGUGAAUCAGAUGGUGACGAAACAGAGGAAAAUCUAUAUACAGACUCCUCUCAGAGCCCCACACCAAACAAUACAGACAAUACUCGAACCAAUACGUUUGAAAAGUCUCCAAACGAUGCCCUUCCAGAUCCAGACCACCAAGGAGAAGGCGAGAGCAAGCAGAAGUCAGAGAGUGAGGGGCCGUCAGACAGCAGUGCAGCAGAGGAAGAGGACGACGAGGGUAAAACUGAGGAGAAAACGAAGGACGAGUGUGAUUCAAAAGAAGAAAAGCCAGCCAACAUGAGCGAGAGCGAGGAUAAAGAAGGAGGAAAGAAAACUGAGGCUGUUGAGAAAAUGAAAGUGAAAAUGUAAAUACAAUCAACUGGAAUAUGAUUCAAAUGAACAGCGGGUGGAGGACUCUCAAACAUCAGGCCAGACAAACAUAAACCUGUUUGACAGAAAGAAAACUAUGGAGAGAUUCACAUUCAGGAAGAGCCACUGAGAACAAAUACCUAAGUAAACAAAAAAGGACAGUUGUUGGGUCGAAGUCCACAGACCGAAAGCCGACAUGUGAUUUAUGCCUCAUUGCUUUUGUUCAUAUUUUUAAGGAGCACAAUACAAAAUGUGUCACUUGAAUGAAUUACUACCGAUAUGUAAGUAUGACAGAGUUAUCCACCUUUAUACACAGAGAAAGACGAGCCUGCACUGGAAUGACGUUACAUAAAGGACAGUGUUUGGGAAUUGGCAAAAUAACACAUUAAUAACUCAUUAAGAGAAAAGAGAAAGAAAGUCUGUCAUUUAAACUUUUUAGUAUCCUUCUCUUAGGAUUCCCAUGGUCCAGCAACAUUAACCGACUGCAGAGCAUGCAAAACAUAUUCACUCUCCUGCAUGUUUUUCAUAUCUGGUUUUAUUGCGUCCUGCUAAAAUAUGGGAAAUCGCUCAUUCCUCUGCAAUCAGUUUCCCAUAAUGAUAUAUCAUAAAACAGGACUUGCGGAUCGGUCUCAUAACGCAUUUUGGAGCAAAAACUAAGCAAAGACGAGCGUCAAGAAUCCCUACGGGGUCAUAGAAGACUCAAGAAUAUAUAUGAUUUUAUGGUGCUUCAUAAUUGAAUACAUGCUGUCAAUAUUAACCUAAUCACUAACCUAUUGAGGUCAUAUAUUUUUAGAGCUCAGGGUUUUUUAUUUUUCAGCACUGAUAAUUUAUAAUUGUUUGUUAUUUCCAUUUGUGACAUUAUAAUUACUUUAUUUUUAUCUUUGAAGUAUUAAUUAACUGUUCUCUUGUAGUUUUGAAAACCUUCACUACAUUUAUCAGUAAAUAAAACAAGGGUUUUACAGAU
Messenger RNA from Platichthys flesus (European flounder), 3560 nucleotides. Its product is annotated as dextranase-like. The transcript has 7 exons. The record is from RefSeq and is a predicted model, not a curated record. The coding region runs from base 251 to 2596 and encodes 781 amino acids. Lineage: Eukaryota; Metazoa; Chordata; Actinopteri; Pleuronectiformes; Pleuronectidae.